AUGCUUCCGCUUGUUAAAUUGCUGAUGCUGAUUCUCUUAUCGCAAGUUAUGGUGGAGGCGAAACGGUGGUUUGACAAUGCCAAAUUUAUGGAACCAUCUUGCUUUACCCUUGGCUGGCCUCCCAGUGGCACUAACGAAGUAAUGGCUGAGAGGAGAUGCAAAAGAGAUUGCAAAAGAAUGAAAAAGUGCAAGGGAGGCUACUGCAAAGGAACGCAAUGCAUAUGUACCAAAUGUCCAUGA
Messenger RNA from Cylicocyclus nassatus, 240 nucleotides. The record is from the annotation of a GenBank genome assembly. NCBI's taxonomy places the organism in Eukaryota, Metazoa, Nematoda, Chromadorea, Rhabditida, Strongylidae.